Messenger RNA from Perkinsus marinus ATCC 50983, 1391 nucleotides. RefSeq lists its product as hypothetical. Gene Ontology annotation, molecular function: nucleic acid binding. The transcript has a single exon. NCBI's taxonomy places the organism in Eukaryota, Perkinsozoa, Perkinsida, Perkinsidae. The annotation marks the transcript as partial. The record is from RefSeq and is a predicted model, not a curated record.
GACUCUUCUUCGAAGGUCUGGUAUUCGCUCGCUUUUUGGCUCGUGAGAUUGGCAACAAUGACGUAGCCUGGGACUCCCUCUGUUCGGAAGACUUCCGGAACUCCUUGGCCAACUGGAUCUGUACACUCUCCCUACAACAACCUAUUCUUCGUUAUGUGGAUACGUCUACGAGUAUCUUCGUGUUCUGUGAUGCCAGUGGUGGAGCCUACUGCGUGGACGUACGAGAUGGAACCCCGACCCAUACUCGGUUGUUUGGUCGUUUCUCGCUCUUCCCGGUGGAUCAAGCAGCUCGACAGACCAUUGUCCAGAAGGAGCUCAUCGCGCUCACAAAUGCCGUCCAGCUUACUGAGAAGAUUGAUCAGGUACUACGACUUAAUCCUCCAAGACCAUCACGGUAUAUGAUUCUCACGGACAGCGCCAUCAAUCUUCAUCGUCUUCGCAAGAACGAGUCGGCCAAGGCUAAGCUUGGACGCUUCGAACAACGCCGUCUCAAGAUCAUCGAAGAUAUUGUCAACGAUCUGACCAACAAGGGUUUACAAAUAUCAAUCCGACAUGUUCGUGGAGAAUGCAAUCCAGCCGACCGUGGAACUCGAGCUCCUCAGCCUGGAGAAUGUCUCUCACCUCUACAUCACUCCACCAUCACCGAAGGCCUACUGACAUCUCCUCCAGCAUUCUGCUUCCCGGUGCCGCCCCAGGGUACCCCACAGGGUAGUUCCCCAUUAACUGCACUGACAUGUGGGGAAGGCUUUACUUUUGUGGGGUUGAACUCCACCGGAAGCGACGACGCUGACGACGAAGUCACGAUCGACGAACUUCUCCAAGAUCAGUCAUUCAAUCCGAAGAUCGACGACUUCCGAGCAAGUCCAUAUUAUGAUGUUCUACCCAAUGGUUUAGUCGUUCGUAUCGUGGGUAUAGACGUCGACUCGGUGGACGAUGUGAAGACUACACCUCGACAUCAAGUGGUGAUCCACAACGACGAGUUGAAGAAGAAAUUGAUCGCUAAAGCGCAUGCAGUGGGACACCGCGGACGAGUCGGUACAUUGAAGCUGCUCAAGCAACGCUACUUCUGGCAUGGUAUCGCUCGUGAGUGCCGACGCUAUGUAGAUGCCUGUGAACGGUGCCAGUUUGCUCGAGCUGAUCGUGUACAACGUCAGUCCAUGGGAUCUAUUCCUUGGCCUGGUGCUAUUGGCUGUCUCCGUGUAUGUGCUGUUGACAUGACCGGUCCCUACCGAGUAUGUAGCGGAGCCAGUGGCUCCACAUCCGCGAAUCCUUCAAGUGAAGACCCCGACGGUCAGAACUACGGGCUGGUUGUGAUAGAUAUGGCUACCAACUACUUACGUGCCACUACAUGCAAAUCUAAGUUAGCUUCUGAGGUUAUCCGGAAGCUUGAG